Messenger RNA from Canis lupus familiaris (dog), 7521 nucleotides. RefSeq names its product immunoglobulin like domain containing receptor 2 (gene ILDR2). NCBI's taxonomy places the organism in Eukaryota, Metazoa, Chordata, Mammalia, Carnivora, Canidae. The coding region runs from base 157 to 2034 and encodes 625 amino acids. Gene Ontology annotation, biological process: pancreas development. The record is from RefSeq and is a predicted model, not a curated record. Gene Ontology annotation, cellular component: membrane. The transcript has 10 exons.
CCCCCCCCAUCCCGGCAGGCUGCUGGACACGCUGCCUCAGCCUCAGCAAAGUAGAGGAGCUGACAAUGGCGGCUGAGGGGUGUGGGGGGGGAGGAGCAGUCAAGGAGGAGAUGAAUUCAGACUCAUGGCUCCCAGAAAAACCCUGAGAGGAAAGCCAUGGCUGAUGGCCUUCAAGUCACGGUGCCUGACAAGAAGAAGGUGGCCAUGCUGUUUCAGCCUACUGUGCUUCGCUGCCACUUCUCCACAUCCUCCCAUCAGCCUGCAGUCGUGCAGUGGAAGUUCAAGUCUUACUGCCAAGAUCGCAUGGGGGAAUCCUUGGGCAUGGCCUCUCCCCGAGCCCAGCCUCUCAGCAAAAGAAACCUGGAAUGGGACCCCUACUUGGAUUGUUUAGACAGCAGGAGGACUGUUCGAGUGGUAGCUUCAAAACAGGGCUCAACUGUCACCCUGGGGGAUUUCUACAGGGGCAGAGAGAUCACGAUUGUGCAUGAUGCAGAUCUUCAAAUUGGAAAACUCAUGUGGGGAGACAGCGGACUCUAUUACUGUAUUAUCACUACCCCCGAUGACCUGGAGGGCAAAAAUGAGGACUUGGCAGAACUGCUGGUGUUGGGCAGGACAGGGCUGCUUGCUGAUCUCUUGCCCAGUUUUGCUGUGGAGAUUAUGCCAGAGUGGGUGUUUGUUGGCCUGGUGAUCCUGGGAGUCUUCCUCUUCUUCGUCCUGGUGGGAAUCUGCUGGUGCCAGUGCUGCCCUCACAGCUGCUGUUGCUACAUCCGGUGCCCAUGUUGUCCAGAUUCCUGCUGCUGCCCUCAGGCCUUGUAUGAAGCAGGGAAAGCAGCAAAGGCCGGGUACCCUCCCUCUGUCUCCGGUGUCCCCGGCCCUUACUCCAUCCCCUCUGUCCCCUUGGGAGGAGCCCCCUCAUCUGGCAUGCUGAUGGACAAGCCGCAUCCACCUCCCCUGGCACCAAGUGACUCCACUGGAGGAAGCCACAGUGUUCGCAAAGGUUACCGGAUUCAAGCUGACAAAGAGAGAGACUCCAUGAAGGUCCUGUACUACGUCGAGAAGGAGCUGGCUCAGUUUGAUCCAGCCAGAAGGAUGAGAGGCAGAUAUAACAACACCAUCUCUGAACUCAGCUCUCUGCAUGAGGAAGACAGCAAUUUCCGCCAGGCCUACCACCAGAUGAGAAGCAAGCAGUUCCCUGUGUCCGGGGACUUGGAGAGCAAUCCUGACUACUGGUCGGGUGUCAUGGGAGGCAGCAGUGGGGCAAGCCGGGGGCCCUCAGCCAUGGAAUAUAACAAAGAGGAUCGGGAGAGCUUCAGGUACAGCCAGCAGCGCUCCAAGUCCGAGAUGCUGUCCCGGAAGAACUUCGCCGCCGGGGUGCCGGCCGUCUCCAUGGACGAACUGGCCGCCUUCGCCGACUCGUACGGGGCGCGCUCCCGCAGGGCCGACGGCGACAGCCACGAGGCGCGGGGCGGCGGCCGCUUCGAGCGCCCGGAGGCGCGCGCGCUCGGGGGCUUCUUCCAGGACGGCUCGCCCGAGGGCUACUACGGCCGCAGCCGCAGCCGGGAGCCGCUGGGCGACGCGGGCCGCGCCUGGGCCCCCAGCCCCCCGCGCCGGCGGCCCGACGACGCGCCGCUGCCGCGCCUGGUGAGCCGCACGCCGGGCACCGCGCCCAAGUACGAGCACGCGCCCCGCGCCGGCGGCCUGGAGCGCCAGGCCCGGCCCGAGGGCGCCAGCCGCGGCGGCAGCCUCGAGACGCCGUCCCGGCUGAGCGCGCAGCUCGGCCGCCGCAGCGCCUCCUACUACGCCUGGUCGCCGCCCGCCACCUACAAGGCGGCCGCGCCGCAGGACGACGACGACGACGACGACGACGACUCCGCCGACGACGCGCUGCCGCCCUACAGCGAGCGCGAGCUGAGCCGGGGCCCGUCCUACCGCGGCCGCGACCUGCCCUAUCACAGCAACUCGGAGAAGAAGCGGAAGAAGGAGCCCAGCAAGAAGCCCAGUGACUUUCCAACCAGGAUGUCCCUUGUGGUCUGAUGUUUGUUUUCAAGACAUCUCUCUGGGUGACUAGAAAUCAGAAGUGGACUACCGGGACAAGACACAGAUCCAAGAGCCAGCAGGCCCGCCAGGGACCUUCUCUGGCCACCACCUUGGAAGAUUUGCUGAUCUUUGCUUUGGCAAGGGGUGGGGGGCAGCCUUUCAGGGAGGCUGAUUCCAAACCUCAGUGUAUAUCUAACUAGUAUGAGAAACUUAGGAAGAUGACUACGUGUGAGAACAUUCCCACACAUGGAGUGUCUCACUCACUGAGUUCAUCCUGCCUGAUGUUCUUCCUUAGCCGAACCAGGAUUCCUUUUCCAAUUCUGAAAGGGAGUUAGCUCCGGACUGCUAAUCCCUCGAAAAUGCCUCUGCCUACAGUAUGUUCUUCUAUACCUUCUGUGCUGUGCUUAGAGACAGAAGAACUUAAUAGUACUGUUAGAAGAAGGCCUUGUACUGACAACGGAAGAUAGCUUUGGGCAAAAUAUACCUUUUAUCCCCAUUUCCUCCCAGUCACUAGUCAAUGACUAUUGUUACGCACAAAUCAGAAGGCCUUUGGUGAGUUCAGUGACAGUGACCUGCUGGACAAUCAGAGAAAUGACUUCAGUUUGCUGUUCUGAAUGACAGUUCUUGAGUGGCUGGAACAAGACAAAAGAGAGUAUACUUUUUUUUUUUUUUUUUUUUUUUGAGAGUAUACCUUUUUGAAAAGCUGUAUAAGUGGUAUUUUUUUUUCCAUUCUGAGAACACAAACUGCUUUUUUUCUUUCCUCUGUGCACAGUGACAUAUGAGUCUUGGACAUUAAGGGCUCUCCUCAUCCUUCCUUCCCCUGGAUUUUCCACAGGUUGGUGCCACCCAUGGAGCCCCCCUCCCUCUGCACUCUGAUUCAAUUGUCAUCAGGUGCCUUUUAAUAAAGCUUAAAAUACACAUAUAAAAGCAAAGAGGAAGGGGAAAAAAGGAGAAACAGUAACCUAAAAUAAAGAAUGAUGAAAAAGAAGAGAAAAAGAAUAUAUGAUUUCAUUAUGUUCUGAAUGCGGGCCAUGUUCCCCACAAACUCUACUCAGUCUUCUCUGGUUUAGUACUUCAUUUACCAUGAGUUGUUUCUGCCAUUCCAGCUCUGUUAUUCCAGGACACCAGAGAUGUGUGGAGCACGUAUCUCUGCCUCACUAGGCUGCUGCUCUAGAUGCUUUGGGAAAUGAGUGAUAUUGCUCUUAGGAAGGAGGAGCACUUCCUAUUCCCACUCUUGCCAAAAUGAUAGAUUUUACCUAAAUCCCAAAGCUAGAUAUCUCUGGAUUUUGUAAUUUGUAUAGAUUGCAAAAAAUGGCCACAACUACUUCCCUUCUCAUCAAGAGGUGCAGUCUGUUUCUCUACCCCUCGAAUCUGGGAUUGGCUGUGUGAUUUGAUUUGACCAGUGGCCCAAAACAAAUGUAACACAAGCAGAGACUUGAAAAAUUCUCUGGCUAUCCCCACUGCAUGAUGAGGAAAAAAGGCCCAAUAGCCCUUACACCCUGACAGUCUGUCAAGUCUCAGCUGAUUGCAAACACAGGCGUGACCCAGCCAAGACUGACAAAAGAACUGCCUAGCUGAGCCCAGCCCAAACUGCUGAUUCCUACUCAAGGCAUGAGAAGUUGGUGCACCCUUUAAAUGUCUGUUUCUCUUCAAGGAAAAGCUGACCGUUUCUUCUUGUCUGGAUGUUCAGCCCUUACUCCCUGACUCCAUCUAACCUUAGGUGUUAUCACAGUCUCCACUUCCUUUGGCAAACGUUUGCCAGAGCUUUUCAUCCCACACCAUUAUGGUGGGACACAUGGUUGGAUCAAAUCAACGCAGGACAGUGAUGCUUGGCCUCCCAGUACUGGUCAAUUUUCUAUUUUUUAGUCCAUGGGCAACCUAUGAAGGCUUCUUGUUCAACAUCUCCUUGGUCUCCAGAACCACCUGACUGGAGCUGGGCCCUAUUCUCAGAGCACCAUUCCACUGGUAUCCAUUUACUUCAUGGCACUUCUAAAACAGUCCUACGUUUGCAAUGAAAUAAAGAAGUGGCUGGUGAGGAUCAGAAGGAUGAGUUGAUAUCAACUCAUGCUUGGAGGAGACUUGGCCUACCAAAGGACUUUGCAGUGGCUUUGGCCUAAGAGGAACCAGGGACAGUUCAGCCCAGUGCUGGCACUUCCAAGGGCAGGAAGACACAAGCCAUAACCCUGGUGCUGAAUCUUAGACUUGCUGGUGUCCCUGGCCUCUGAGAGCUAGGUCUAGUCUGUUUGGGCCCCAGUUCAGAUGGAAAGGAUGAUUAAACAUCGUCAUUUCUUAGUCACCAGCUUUGGAUUUUAACUUGCUCAGGCAAUUCUGGAGAAUAUUGGGUAGCUUCAGAGGCUAUUCUCUCUUCACACUGAGCACUGUGUCAGGCUUCUCUCCACCAAAGAGCCCCAUAGCACCAGCUGCAGAGACCAGACAUAUUGCUUUUGUUAGCCGAGGGCAUGUAGGAUUUUGGAGAAAGUUAGGGGAGUCAUGGGAAAGAAUUAUUAAAAUUGGAAACCUGCAAUCCCAAAGACAGCAAAAACGAUGGACAGACAAUGCAAUCAAAACCAUGAAGAUAACAGGCUCCUGAAAUAACCUGGGGAUAUAGGACCAGGUUGUCCUCUGUAGGGCUGCAUAAAUCACUCCCCGGAGAGAGAACACUGUUGUUUCUGGGUAUGUGGAUAGAGACAAGACUGGCUAGACAAGCAAAGGCAAAGCUGGCCAUUCUCAGCACCGUGGCUUUUCUCAGUGGGUCUUCUUGUUUCUUCCCCGAGUAGCGUUUCCCACACAGGAAGGGCUUAUACAUAUUAGCUUCCUUCCUAGGCUUUAUUGGGGGUACAAAAUAAGUCCUGUGUAAGAGAUGAUCUCUGUCCAUUGGGACCCUGCAAUUGAAAAGGGGAAAUAAGACAUGCCCAGGAAAGAAGUAGGAGGUUUUAUGCAUAUAAUGUGAAAUACUGCUAUGGAUAAAUUACAACAAACCCAGAGAAUUAAAGUUUUUAAAUUUAAAUGGGUAUAUUUUGAUAUUUAAAUGUUGUGUGUGUGUGUGUGUGUCAGUCCAUUGUAUUUUAAAGAUAAACUCAGUGUUCUGCAAACCAGUAUUAAAAAAUCUGAUUGAAAGAGGUGAAUUAAGAUGGAGAGGGGUACAACGCAGAAGGCCCAGUGGGAUGAUGGCAGGAGCUGCUGUUUGCUUGUGAGUCACAGCUGAGUCAGGGAUAUGUCGUCGGGAAAGUGGAUGCAGGUGGCUGGAGGUAUCCCGCAGAACAGCUUCUUUAGGUGAUACAUAGAUUCACUAGGAAGCUGGGGACAUUUGCCAUGGACCUGAUGAUACAUGUCAGCUGUUCCAUGCAAGCAUGUUCACAGGGGCGCUCUGCCUCUGCUUGACCAGGGCCUCAGUUCUGCAGCCGUGAGUGCUACUGGCCACCCUCCGUAACACACAGAAAGUCUGGCACAGAUAAUGGGCGUCUCAUCUCGCUUCACGUGAUCCUCACUUCUGCACCUGGCAUGGGACUGGGGGUAGAAAGGGGCUGACACUGUAGCCCGAGGCACUCCAUGCUGAAAACACCUAGCCACAUGUCUAAGUAUUUCUAAAUAAUCUGAAAGAUGUCAUAUAGGUCAUCUGACUAGACUUUGGGGAGCGUUUGAGAGAAGCUGAAGUUGCAGGUACUAUUGUAAUCCAAUCCCCCUUUUCUUUAAAGGUGAAGAAAUAAACCAGCAUUGCCAUUAGUGAAGUUACAAAUCUAAUUAGGCUUUUAGAUUUCAAGCCUGAUCCUUUCUGCUGGAUUAGUGUUUCCCCAGAUUGCCUAAACUACAAAUGACUUGAUUGCUGUUGAAAAUGUAUUGUUGGGCCCUUCCUUGGAGAUUGAUUAGGUGGGUUCAGACGUCUUCUUACUCCCUUGGGGCAGGCAGUGGUGAAGCCCCCAGCAGUCUGGCUGUGAUGAUGGGGAUCGGCUUGCCAGCGUCCAGAGGCAGGAGAACUGUGUGAGGCAGAGAGGGAAACUAGGAACACUCCCCAAGAGCCGGUUCUAGAUGUUUCUAAUCCUAGAAUAGUGAUCUGUUGUGACAAUCUUAGAUCUGACAACAAGAAUUAUAGGUAAUUUUCUCAUUCCCUUAAUGUUAUUCUGAGCAAAACUUAGAUCAUGAAUAGAAGGAAAUGGAAAAGGGAAAUGGCAAAUCAUUUUUUGAAGCAUUCAAAUUAUCAGCCUGGCUGGUCAACUCCCCCUUCCACCUUAAGACCCAAAGUGGGGUGGGCAAGAAUAAUAAAAUCAGAUUAGAUGCUGCCAGAAUCUUGCUAGAGUUCAAAACUGACUUACAGGAUGUAGAGAUCCAAAUUCACCAAAAUAGUACCCUGGGUACUUAAAGUCCUAGAGGAAGAGUGCCUAGUUUUUUUGUUUUUUGUUUUUUUCCUGCCAGGAUCCUACCUCCUAGUCACCUGGAACGCUGAUCCAUGGAGCUUUAAGUAAGGAGUUUUACUAUCAGAGUGAGAACGGAGAUAAUGUUGUGCUGUUUUAAGCAGUAUCCCGAGUUUUGGCACUGCCUGAGGGUGAUAAGUUUAAUACUAAUGUAUUUGUGUUAUUUUUAUGGUAUAUCACUGUUUACAGAGCACUUUCACAGGCAUUAUAGCCUUUGAUCCUCCCAACACCCUCCUCCCUCUGUCUGUGUAGGGUUCUUCCCAGACGAUCCUGCAACCCCCCCCAGGACUGGUAUCUGACUGGUCUGCACCUGGUGCAGAGUCCUGGCCCCCGUGCUCACCCACACGCGGCCAGCAGCGGGGAGGCUGUGAAGACUGGCAGUGAGGGCUGCUUCAUGCUGCCCACCCCACUCCUCCACUGCGGCUCUGCACGAGAGCCAGCUUCCCUCAAGGAUGGUUUCUGGUUUCAUUAGCUGUGCUGUGAGGAGAAAAGGCUUGGACAAAAAUAUACUUCAGAUUCCUUCUUGAAGAGGAACUUCUGAGCCAAACUACAAAUUCAUCUAAACUCAGAAUUCUAGGGCUUGGGGGCAACCUGCUUAGAAGUGAACUAUCUGGCACCUCCACUGCAUUUGGGGAUUUUAGGCAGAGCUAGGAGGGACUAGAUGUAGAAGGAGACGAUGCAGCUCUAACAGUUAGAAGCUUUGUUAGAGUUUCUUCCUGGGGCUGGACACAAGCCCAUGUGACCCGACCCAUCUCUUCCGGAAAAACCAAGAGAGACACAAAUAACUUCGCUCUUACCUUGGCUUUAAGGAAAAGCCAGCUUAUUAACAAAGCUAUCAGACACUAUCCCAUGAGAAUUUUCCUUUUGGGAAUAUACAAGAGGGGAAUAGAAGGAAAAACAGGACAAGGGGUCAGAAAUCUGUUGCUUGAGAGUUACCUGCCCAGUUAUUUUGUGCCUUGUCUGUGGCAUCAAAACUAAAAUGUUGUAUCACUGUUGCCCAUGAUUUUUUCAGUGUCAAACAUAUAAAGUGAUUUUGCUUGUAAUGUUUUACUCUAAAUAAAGCAUUUCACCUACA